Messenger RNA from Paramecium sonneborni, 383 nucleotides. Lineage: Eukaryota; Ciliophora; Oligohymenophorea; Peniculida; Parameciidae. The record is from the annotation of a GenBank genome assembly.
CAAAAAUUUUCCUUAUCAUUAAUUUAGAAUGCAAAUAAUCCAAGAUGGCAUGAUAAUGAAUAACUCAGAGAUGGAGAAAAAAUAGACAGAGAAAGAAAAAAUAAAAUCAAUAUGUUAGCAGUUGAAAAAUAUUUGUACUGUUUCUUAAAAACUCUUGACCCCUUAACAAGCAUAAAAACGAAUAAGGAAGUAGAAGGUAUUGAAAAAAGUAGAAAAAAAUCAUAACUCCGAAAAAGAAUCAAGCGACAUUAAACCCAAAAAGACUAUUCCAAAUUAUUAUUAAGUAUUUCGAAAUGAAUUGGAAGAGAAGAUUGCAUUAAUUAGUGGAUUAUAGCAAUAGAUAUAAUACAUAAAGUUGACGAUGUCUCAAAUAUGAGUUAUGA